Molecule: messenger RNA, 2577 nt
Organism: Mycena indigotica
Lineage: Eukaryota; Fungi; Basidiomycota; Agaricomycetes; Agaricales; Mycenaceae
Exons: 9
Coding region: 1-2577 (858 amino acids)
Source: RefSeq, a predicted model, not a curated record
AUGCCUGCUCUGCCUGGACUUUGGAGGCGGCCGGAGGCCCGUUCUUCUUCUUCAUCUUCUCGCGCUCCGGAAGCGCAAGGUCAUUUCCUUCGCUUUCUUACUCCCAACUCUGCGCGUUCUCUGAGUUCUCGAUCCGGUGACAAGGCAUCCAACGCUCAGUCAGUCGAGAUAGAUGGGGCUUCAUCAUCAGUCGCUCCGUCUGUCCUUACUCCUUCUUCUUCUUCCAAUUCUGGCCCAUCCGACGCCACACCAGCCAAGGUUAACGACUCCAAAUCAUCAAAGUCCGAAGACUCUACCACGGGUCCGGCAGCUGCUGGCAGUCCUGACUCGAAGGAAGAAUCGAAGCAAGACACACGUCCGACCUCGACAGCCGAUGCAGCACCUCAAACUACCUCCUCGGCUAAGGUUGACGACACCCCAAGCCCUGUAGCGACAACCUCCCAGGCUGCAAUCACCACUGAUGAUGCACCCACUGGCGGAAAAGAGUCCCAGACGCGUUCUCAAGAAAUUCAAUCUGCCACGCGCGUUCAAGUUGUCGAUCCGCUGACAUCUUUGUUGCCCAUUCUCGGAGGUGGUGGAGAUGAUGACGCAGCGACGACAAGGACAACGCCAACUGUUACAUCCCAGGCAACAAUUCCUACGACGUCUGACAGUUCCAAGUCGGGCUCCUCAGGCGGCCUUGGUCUUGGUGGCAUCAUCCCUCCGAUUAUUGACCCUCUGACAUCGCUCAUCCAAGUUGGUCUCGGAAGUCAACGGCCAUCUGAAUCAGCCACACAGGACAUCGGUGCGACGACUUCUACUGCUGAAAACACCAAACCCACCAACCCGGGUCUUGGUGGCAUUAUCCCGCCCAUCAUUGACCCUCUCACGUCUCUUCUUGGACUGGGUGGUGACUCGAAGACUCAAGCGCCGACUUCCACUGUGCAGGAUACCAAGCCAACUGAUCCUGUCUUGCCACCUCUUCUGCCACCUAUCCUCGAUCCUAUUACGUCUGUCAUUGGAUCUGUCCUCGGAGGAGGAAAUGGUGGGCAGCAGACACAAGCACCAUCGGCAUCAGGCAACAAUGGACAAGGUGGAAAGGCUACAGAUGCUCCUCUUCCACCUCUUCUGCCACCGAUUGUACCGCCUAUCCUUGAUCCUAUUACCUCCGUCAUUGGUUCUGUUCUCGGAGGAGGAAAGGGCGGACAGCAGACCCAAGUCCCAUCAGCACCCGCCAACAACGGACAAGGUGGCAAAGCAACGGACUCUCCGCUUCCACCUGUUCUGCCCCCACCCAUCCUGAACCCGGUUACGUCCCUCCUUGGAUCUGUCCUCGGAGGAAACGGUGGUGGGAAUGGCGGCCAACAAACUCAAGUGCCAUCUGCACCAGCAAACAACGAGCAAGGUGGAAAAGCUACAGAUCCACCCAAGGCCUCCGACCCUCCCAAGGCUACCAACCCACAAACGGCCCCGACGGUGUCUGCUACGCCGCCUGCCAAUGGAAAUGGUUCCAGCGGAAAUGGUAACUCUGGAGCUGGUGCCCCCGUGGUCUCGGCCCCCGUUGCCAACCAAGGCGCCAACGGAAACGCGGCUGGAAAUGGCGCAAGUUCAGCUGCUCAAGUCACUGAUGCUGCUUCAUCUGCAGCGAGCACUAGUACUGAUUCAUCUGCCUCUCCCGUCAACACCAGUGGCCUUCCCGUUAACAACAAUCCUGCCCCCAAGAUCGGUGGAGGUGGAGGUUCAGGACCUGCCCCAACAACUUUUGCUGUUCUCGGAAACCAGCCUAGCGUUACUCUAAGCACAAGCACCUCGUUGAUUGUCACCCAGAGCCCCGUUCCAACAGUUAUCAAUGGUGUUUCAACGACUAUCGAUAUCCCCGUCACCAGCACUUCGCUUGCCUUGAUCCCCAUUGGCACAAGUGGUGCUUCUUCCAAUGGAUCGUCCCAGAAGGCUAAGAUGGGAGUCAUGGUUGGAGGCAUUGUUGGUGGUCUAUUCGGUCUUGUGGCUCUCGUGUUGCUCUUCGUCUUUAUCCGCCGUCGUCGCCAGAACAACGCACUCUACCUGAGCUCCCGACUUGAUGUCGAGAAAAUGCCUGGGCCUCGCCAUGGUGCCCCCAUCUUCUCGAUCAUUGGGCCGUCAAAGAACUCUUCACGUGCUGUGCCUGCGAUCGUUGUCGACGCGCCUCCUCCGCCAAUGGUCCAGGUUGCCCCAGUCCCGACUUACCACGUCCACAAGAAGCCUGCGCCGAGCCUGACGGAACAAGACAUGGCUAACAUCAUGGCUGCCCCUGCCUCGUACAUGGUGGACGCCGACCAACCCACGUCUUCCACCGCAUCAAUGGUCUUUGACAAGAACACUUUUGCCCAGUCGCUCGAGCAGCAGAACCCCACAUUUGCCGGAAGCACCGCCAACCCGUUCGCUGACCCGGUUAACCCCUUCGCCGAUCCAGCCAAACCGAACACAGCCACCACCCGCGUCUCGCAAAUGCCAGAAAUUCCCCGCCAUCUGCGCAUGUCCACCACGUCGUCGGCGCUCGCUCGCGAGGACGGCAACAUCUCGCCCACCAGCACGAUUUAUCAUGACGGAUUUGCUAUCUAA